Suillus plorans is the source of this 735-nucleotide messenger RNA. RefSeq lists its product as uncharacterized. The transcript has 3 exons. NCBI's taxonomy places the organism in Eukaryota, Fungi, Basidiomycota, Agaricomycetes, Boletales, Suillaceae. Bases 238 to 735 code for a protein of 165 amino acids. The record is from RefSeq and is a predicted model, not a curated record.
GUUUGGCACCUGAACGACAUCUGACAGGGUGUCAGCUGGUCAGCUUUUGAAUACUCUGGAAGAUGGAAAAUUCUUCAGUAUGGUUUGGCGACUGUCUACUCCCCUGUCAUCAUCAAUCCCUUCUAGUUGCCAGGGAAUGAGACGCUCGUCAUAUUCGCUACGUCUGACCGCUGGGAGACGGUCAACAGCACCGCACAAUUGCAUUGGCAUGACUGGAGUGGAAAUGUGAUCAGCUCGAUGACCACGCCAUUCUCCAUCCCGACUCUGGACAACUCGCUUAUCUACGAGGGAACCGGCCUCGACGCUAUUCUGCCCCAUGGUCACAAUGACAAUGACAUCUGGCUCCUGAUGAACGUGACCGCUAUUGUGGAUAUGAAACUUGUGACCAGCGGCGAGUACUACGUAUGCCCUUUCUGUUUCCAAAUUCCGGUACGAACAGCCUGUGCUGACGAAUAUUUUGUACAUUGGUUCACUCCGGUCUCGCUCGCCUAUUCCAACCUCAUCGACCCACAGAUCGCUGGUGGCGUGGGUGCUUGGACGUGGCUUGAUCACCCUUCAGGGACGGUUGGGUACUUCUUUGAUCCCACGACUGGGCUUCCUUCAAAUGGUUACUGCCUCAUUCCUGGUAUCGAUCGCACUGUUCAAUUCAUAUCCAGCGUGGAACUUGCGACUGUCCAAAGUCCUGAUCCCGCCGACUUCGUAGUGAGGUCGUUGUGGAAUAACACUCAUAUUUAA